This is a messenger RNA of Penicillium cinerascens, 837 nucleotides long. RefSeq names its product esterase/lipase family protein. Gene Ontology annotation, biological process: lipid catabolic process. The transcript has a single exon. Bases 1 to 837 code for a protein of 278 amino acids. Gene Ontology annotation, molecular function: lipase activity. Lineage: Eukaryota; Fungi; Ascomycota; Eurotiomycetes; Eurotiales; Aspergillaceae. The record is from RefSeq and is a predicted model, not a curated record.
AUGCUUUCUCUCCGUUCAUUAUUCGCGACAGCCCUAUUGGGCGCGUCUGUGGUGCACGCAGGCUUUGAAAUCAAUGAUUUCUCCUGCACAAGUGACUCGAACCCGGUCGUGCUCCUGCACGGCCUGGGCGCCACUUACUAUGAAGAUCUGAACUUCUUGCAGUACUGGCUGCAGAACCAGGGUUAUUGCACCUACUCCCUGACAUACGGAGCCUACGAGGGUUUCCCAUUCGUUGGCGGCCUCAAGCACAUCGCAGACUCCGCGCCCCAGAUCGCGGCCUACAUCAAGGAAGUCGUGCAAAAGACCGGCAAGAGCAAGGUCGACCUUGUCGGCCACUCCGAGGGCGCCUUCCAGUCUCUCUAUGUGCCCAAGUUCGAGGGUGUGUCCGACCUCAUCGACAAGAUCGCCUCUAUUGCGCCGCCCACGCACGGGACCACUUUCGCCGGCCUCUACGAUCUGGCCUACCUGUUCGGUAACGCGAGCCGUAAGGCCGUCGCUGACGUGCUUGAUACCUUUGGCUGUGGUGCCUGUGACGAUCUUGGUCCCGGUGGCGCUGCUAUCGCGCGACUCAAUGACGGAACCCCUAUUGUCCAACCGGGUAACACGGUUACUAUCAUCGCGUCCAAGUUUGACGAGCUGGUCACCCCGCCUUCGACUGCCUUUGUUCAUCAGGAUGGUGUUACCAACCGUUACAUCCAGGAAACUUGUCCUCUCGACCCCGUUGGCCAUAUCGGUGAGGCCUAUGACCUCAAUGUGUGGAACUUGGUCAAGAACGUGUUGGACUCGACACCCAACCGCAAGUUUCUGUGUUUGAUUGGGUCUCCUGGCAAAGUAUAA